AGGCAGCCGAGGCCGAGAAGGAGUACGACGAGUCCGAUUUGGCCAAUCUUUAGAAGGAAAAAGAUGAGGAAAAGGCACUGAAGGAGCCGGGGAGGGUUUAGGGAUGAAGGCGAUGGUGGGACGGCGGGAGGAAAAACUGUGGGUCGUGGAGCUGGGGAGGAUAUAGAGUUCUCUCUCCUUUUUCUUUCAAUUUUUUAAGUUUUUAAUUUUUUUUAAUGUUGAAUUUAUUUAUUUUUAAUAUUUUUUUCUAAUAUGUUUUUUAUUAUUUAAUUAAUUAGCUAUAAGGGUAAAGUUGUCAAUUUAUUAGCAAAAUGUUGACUGAAGGGGUUAUGUGAAAGUGAAUUAAAACAUGAUGGAGUGUUACUGUAAUGUCUCAUACGUAAGAGGGUUUUAUGAAAACUCGAUAAAGCUCAGGGGGUGUUAAUGUAAUUAACCUACUAAAAUUUCUUAGAAAUCUUAAAUUUUGUCAGACAUAUGUGUAAAUUUAUUGAAAUAUAUUUUUGUGGUGAGAAAAUUUCAUUGGUUCUACGCAGCUGCAUGCGGGCCUCAACCACUGAACCCGACCCGACUCCGCGUUCACCUCCCAGAUUCUCGGAACACAACAUGUAACUCUUUAUAUUUCACAGAUGACUAACGGCAACCAUUUUUCAGUUUCUCCCUUCUUUCUUCCUCUUCCACUUUGACUCCUCACCUCAGGUAUCUCCACCACUCGCCCUCUCUCUCUCUCUCUCUCUCUCUCUCCUCUGCUUGGCUGCCGAGAAAAUCCAACCAAACAGAGCACCCAUUUUGUAAAGCUCCCAACUUUCUCCUUUAAUUGGAUUCAAAUUUGUUAACAUUUUUCAAAUUCGUUGACUUGCAAGUUUGCAACUUUGUCGUUCAAUUUGUGAAGGACAUUUAUGAAAAUGGACAUUGAUGAGCUUCUGGGUCGCAACCAGCCGGUGAACAUUCCGACCAAGAGUGCGAUAUACGUGUGGGGAUAUAACCAGUCCGGGCAGACGGGUCGGAACGGGAAGGAGCAGCAGCUGAGGAUCCCGAAGCAGCUCUCGCCGGAGCUUUUUGGGUGUACGGCGGGGGCUAAUUCGCGGUGGCUGGACAUUACUUGCGGCCGCGAGCACACCGCCGCUGUUACCUCAGACGGGUCGCUUUUCACUUGGGGAGCUAAUGACUUUGGUCAAUUGGGAGAUGGAACGGAGGAGCGAAGAAAAAAUCCGAAGAAAGUGAAGCAAUUACAGGCAGAGUUUGUGAAAUCUGUGUCUUGUGGAGCACGUUGUACCGCUGCUAUUGCAGAACCUCGUGAAAAUGAUGGAACCGUCUCAACAAGAAGGCUUUGGGUGUGGGGGCAGAAUCAGGGAUCGAAUCUUCCACGUUUGUUUUGGGGAGCCUUUUCUCCAAACACCAUUAUCCGUCAAGUGUCUUGUGGGGCAGUUCAUGCGAUGGCUUUAUCAGAGGAUGGCUUGCUACAAGCUUGGGGAUAUAAUGAAUACGGUCAGCUUGGCAGAGGAUUUACAUGUGAAGGAUUACAGGGGGCUCGUAUAAUAAAUGCAUAUGCGAAGUUCCUAGAUGAAGCCCCUGAGCUUGUGAAGAUUACCCAAGUGUCAUGCGGGGAGUACCACACAGCAGCUAUAUCUGAAAAAGGCGAGGUGUAUACUUGGGGGCUAGGAAACAUGGGUCAACUUGGGCAUUGUUCCCUUCAAUCUGGGGAGAAAGAGUUAUUGCCUAGGAGAGUGGUCGCACUUGAUGGAAUAGUCGUAAAGGAUGUUGCAUGCGGUGGCGUACAUACAUGUGCUGUGACUCAGAAGGGAGCUCUUUAUGCUUGGGGUGGUGGUCGUGCAGGGCAGUUAGGCCUUGGCCCUGAAACGGGAUUAUUUUCAUGCAACCCUAAUGAAUCUCAGUCAUUUUUCCGGAAUAUUCCUGCGUUGGUUAUUCCAACUAGUGUGCAACUCAUUGCGUGUGGACACUCCCACACGCUUAUCUCUACAAGGGAUGGAAGAAUUCAUGGAUGGGGCUACAAUAGCUAUGGUCAAGCAUCUAAUGAGAAACUAACUUACGCUUGGUAUCCAUCUCCAGUUGAUUGGUGCGUUGGGGAAGUGCGAAAACUUGCAGCUGGUGGUGGCCAUUCAGCCGUGUUGACUGAUGCAUGUACCUUGAAGGAAUUGUGUGAAUUUAGGCUUGCAGAUAGUGUUAAUCUAAAGAAUGCUUCUACGAUUGAGGACAUUGCGUCUAGAACAGGUUCAGACGCUUUAGCACGGCUUUGUGAAAGAUUGAGGCAGCAUGUGUAUGAGAGUGGCGACUGUGAAUACGAAGACGAUUAGAACAGCAGUUAUUCGAUGUGAAGAAACAAUUGGAUUAGAUUUAAAAUUGACAUCCAUUAUUUCAAUUUAUUCACUUUAUGGAAGAAGUUGUAAUCAGAUUAUGAAGGGGUUCAACCCAUGUAUAUAUGUCAAACUAAUAUCAUUUGUAACCACAAUUAAGUCAAGUACACAGUUGUAUUGAAAACAAUCACAUUGAGAUGUCGGACUUGUUUAUGUAAUUAUUCAAUAUGUGUAUAAAAAUGAAAGACUUGAUUCUCGACCA
Molecule: messenger RNA, 2574 nt
Organism: Pyrus x bretschneideri (Chinese white pear)
Lineage: Eukaryota; Viridiplantae; Streptophyta; Magnoliopsida; Rosales; Rosaceae
Product: ultraviolet-B receptor UVR8-like
Exons: 8
Coding region: 897-2312 (471 amino acids)
Source: RefSeq, a predicted model, not a curated record